Molecule: messenger RNA, 3095 nt
Organism: Bolinopsis microptera
Lineage: Eukaryota; Metazoa; Ctenophora; Tentaculata; Lobata; Bolinopsidae
Product: deleted in malignant brain tumors 1 protein-like
Exons: 12
Coding region: 1-2628 (875 amino acids)
Cellular component (GO): membrane
Source: RefSeq, a predicted model, not a curated record
AUGUAUGAGUUCAUCAUGAGGUUCAGUUUGGUAGAUGAAAAUGGUGAAACCGUCGGUGCUGGAGUUAUAGGGUUGCUGCUCAGCAAUGGAGGAACAGUUUGUGACGAUAGUUUCGAUGAUAACUCAGCUGAUGCUAUUUGUAAAGAAAUGGGACACUUCAAUCAAAUGAGCUGGUCAUCCGGUGACAACUGGGCCAUUCAAGCGGGGCUCGAAAUAACUCUAGACGAUGUUGCCUGUAGCGGUGGUGAUUGGAGCUUAUUCGACGGCGGAUACACUGAUUUUGGAGAAUGGUCUGAAUGCUCAGUUUCGUGUGGAGAAGGUGCACAGACCAGAACAAGGACUUGUACUGACCCUGCUCCAUCUAAUGGUGGUGCAGAUUGUGUUGGGGAGGCGUCUCAAACUCAACCUUGCACACUAUUUGAAUGUCCAGUGUUAAGUCUGGUAGAUGAAAAUGGUGAUGCCGUCGGUGCUGGAGUUCUAGGGUUACUGCUCAGCAAUGGAGGAACAGUUUGUGACGAUAGUUUCGAUGAUAACUCAGCUGAUGCUAUUUGUAAAGAAAUGGGACACUUCAAUCAAAUUAGCUGGUCUUUCGGUGACAACUGGGCCAUUCAAGCGGGGCUCGAAAUAACUCUAGAUGAUGUUGCUUGUAGCAGUGGUGAAUGGAGCUCAUGUUCGUUUGCAUUCGUUGACGAUUGUAGUCACGGAGAAGAUGUGUUUCUACAAUGCGAAGGAGUUGUCGACGGUGGUUACACAGACCCAGAUUGGUCUGAAUGUUCAGUUUAUUGUGGAGAAGGUGAACAAACCAGAACAAGGACUUGUACUAACCCUGCUCCGGUAAAUGGUGGUGCAGAUUGUGUUGGGGAAGCGGUUCAGACUCAACCUUGCACACUCAAUGAAUGUCCAGUGUUAAGUCUGGUAGAUGAAAAUGGUGAAGCCGUCGGUGCUGGAGUUCUAGGGUUACUGCUCAGCAAUGGAGGAACAGUUUGUGACGAUAGUUUCGAUGAUAACUCAGCUGAUGCUAUUUGUAAAGAAAUGGGACACUUCAAUCAAAUGAGCUGGUCAUUCGGUGACAACUGGGCCAUUCAAGCGGGGCUCGAAAUAACUCUAGACGAUGUUGCCUGCAGCAGUGGUGAAUGGAGCUCAUGUUCGUUUGCAUUCGUUGACGAUUGUAGUCACGGAGAGGAUGUGUUUCUACAAUGCGAAGGAGUUGUCGACGGUGGUUACACAGACCCAGAUUGGUCUGAAUGUUCAGUUUAUUGUGGAGAAGGUGAACAAACCAGAACAAGGACUUGUACUAACCCUGCUCCGGUAAAUGGUGGUGCAGAUUGUGUUGGGGAAGCGGUUCAGACUCAACCUUGCACACUCAAUGAAUGUCCAGUGUUAAGUCUGGUAGAUGAAAAUGGUGAAGCCGUCGGUGCUGGAGUUCUAGGGUUACUGCUCAGCAAUGGAGGAACAGUUUGUGACGAUAGUUUCGAUGAUAACUCGGCUGAUGCUAUUUGUAAAGAAAUGGGACACUUCAAUCAAAUGAGCUGGUCAUUCGGUGACAACUGGGCCAUUCAAGCGGGGCUCGAAAUAACUCUAGACGAUGUUGCCUGCAGCAGUGGUGAAUGGAGCUCAUGUUCGUUUGCAUUCGUUGACGAUUGUAGUCACGGAGAAGAUGUGUUUCUACAAUGCGAAGGAGUUGUCGACGGUGGUUACACAGACCCAGAUUGGUCUGAAUGUUCAGUUUAUUGUGGAGAAGGUGAACAAACCAGAACAAGGACUUGUACUAACCCUGCUCCGGUAAAUGGUGGUGCAGAUUGUGUUGGGGAAGCGGUUCAGACUCAACCUUGCACACUCAAUGAAUGUCCAGUGUUAAGUCUGGUAGAUGAAAAUGGUGAAGCCGUCGGUGCUGGAGUUCUAGGGUUACUGCUCAGCAAUGGAGGAACAGUUUGUGACGAUAGUUUCGAUGAUAACUCGGCUGAUGCUAUUUGUAAAGAAAUGGGACACUUCAAUCAAAUGAGCUGGUCAUUCGGUGACAACUGGGCCAUUCAAGCGGGGCUCGAAAUAACUCUAGACGAUGUUGCCUGCAGCAGUGGUGAAUGGAGCUCAUGUUCGUUUGCAUUCGUUGACGAUUGUAGUCACGGAGAGGAUGUGUUUCUACAAUGCGAAGGAGUUGUCGACGGUGGAUACACAGACCCAGAUUGGUCUGAAUGUUCAGUUUAUUGUGGAGAAGGUGAACAAAGCAGAACAAGAACUUGCACUAACCCUGCUCCGGCUAAUGGUGGUGCAGAUUGUGUUGGGGAAGCGGUUCAGACUCAACCUUGCAAACUCAAUGAAUGUCCAGUGUUAAGUCUGGUAGAUGAAAAUGGUGAUGCAGUCGGUGCUGGAGUUCUAGGGUUACUGCUCAGCAAUGGAGGAACAGUUUGUGACGAUAGUUUUGAUGAUAACUCAGCUGAUGCUAUUUGUAAAGAAAUGGGAUACUUUAAUCAGAUGAGCUGGUCAUUCGGUGACAACUGGGCCAUUCAAGCGGGGCUCGAAAUAACUCUUGAUGAUGUUGCCUGUAGCAGUGGUGAAUGGAGCUCAUGUUCGUUUGCAUUCGUUGACGAUUGUAGUCACGGAGAGGAUGUGUUUUUGCAAUGCGAAUAAAUUGAUAAGUUUAUGGAACUGAUGAAUAUUUUGAUGUAUGAAUUUGCUAACUUUCUUUUCCAGUCGUAUUAAAAGUAAACAGCACUGUAAAUUAAUGUUUUAUAUGUGCAACAUGGUCGAAACCACUUAAAACGUAACGUUCGUAACUUUAAAACUGUUAAAUCAGAGGUUAAUUCAAAUUUUGGCAAGACCAACCCACCUUUUUAAAAAUUGGAGAAAAAAGUUAGUUAAAGAUCUUUAGCCUCUUGAGUUUUCUUUAACUUUAAGUCACUCCAUCACCUUCAAACACAUUGAUUAGGCAUAAAUCAUAUUCGCAUAUUUUAGAAUCAGAGGCUGAUAUAUAUAUAAAUAUAACGUGUAACAAACCAGCUUAUUACUUUUCUUUAUUAUUACUAUUAUCGUAUAGUUAUAGUAAUGUCGCCACUAGAAGGUUUUUAGUUGGAAAUUAAUUUUAGAAAUAUUAUUCA